Molecule: messenger RNA, 5679 nt
Organism: Entelurus aequoreus (snake pipefish)
Lineage: Eukaryota; Metazoa; Chordata; Actinopteri; Syngnathiformes; Syngnathidae
Gene: fkbp9
Product: FKBP prolyl isomerase 9
Exons: 10
Coding region: 416-2116 (566 amino acids)
Molecular function (GO): calcium ion binding; peptidyl-prolyl cis-trans isomerase activity
Source: RefSeq, a predicted model, not a curated record
UGGACCUGUCAAGUUGACGUCAAGCAAGUAUGACCAACACCGGAAACUGGACUUUUUGUUAUACAAUAAAAGCACGCGAACCUCGCUUGAUUUGAGCCGUGUUCGUGUUUGCCACUCAUAAUUAGAUUAUUAUCAAUUCCGUUAUGGUUAUACUCCUUUAGUGGAUGCUAUAACGUGCGUUAAAUGUAACAGUGAGCGCUUUUAAAUUUGGCACUUAACCGGAUGAGGCGAUAAUGUGUUCCACUUGACAGAAGCUCCUUCCAGGACCAGGAAGGCAGGACUGUCGGUCCAAGUCAGCGCAGACUCGGAGGAACUCACCCGGGAGACACGCACACACCUCCGGGAGACACGCACACACCUCCCCGACACAAACUUUUUUUUACACCUCCUUAAAAGUUUCCCCAGCGAGCCAAGAAUGCUGUGCGGCGCACAGAGAGCGGCGUGUCUCUCCAUUCUGGUGGCCUUGGCCGCCUGCAGCGCUCCCCUGGUUCCGUUAGACGACAUCGUGGUGGAGAAGACGUCCGAACCCGAGCAGUGCGUCCGCGCCGUCCAGGUGGGCGACUAUGUCCGCUACCACUACAACGGAGUGUUCCCGGACGGCAAGAAGUUCGACUCCAGCUACGACAAAGGCAGCACCUACAACGUGUUUGUGGGCAAGCAGCAGCUGAUCCAAGGCAUGGACAAGGCGCUGGUGGGAAUGUGCGUCAACGAGAGGAGGCUGGUGAAGAUCCCGCCACACCUCGCCUACGGGAAGAAAGGAUACGGUGACCUCAUCCCGGCGGACGCCAUCCUCCAUUUUGACGUCCUCCUGCUGGACGUGUGGAACCCCGAGGACGGCGUGAAGAUCAACACCUACCACACCCCCGCCGUCUGCGACAGGAAGGUGGAGGUGUCGGACUACGUGCGCUACCACUACAACGGCACACUGCUGGACGGGACGCUCUUUGACUCCAGCCACACCCGCAUGCGGACGUACGACACCUACGUGGGCAUCGGCUGGCUGAUCGCCGGCAUGGACCAGGGCCUGUUGGGAAUGUGCGUAGGCGAGAAGCGCAUCGUCACCAUGCCGCCGUCGCUCGGAUACGGCGAGAACGGAGACGGUAGCGACAUUCCUGGCCAGGCGUCUCUGGUGUUCGACGUGGUUCUCCUGGACCUCCACAAUCCCAGAGACGGCAUCGUAGUGACCAACCAGCAGGUCCCCAAGUUGUGCCCUCGCAAGACGGUGGAAGGGGACUUUGUGCGCUACCACUACAACGGCAGUCUCCUCGACGGCACCUUUUUUGACUCCAGCCACUCCCGCAACCGUACGUACGACACCUAUGUGGGGCGGGGCUACGUGAUCGCCGGCAUGGAUGAAGGUCUGAUUGGCGUGUGCAUGGGAGAGCGACGCACCAUCACCAUCCCGCCACAUCUCGCCUACGGAGAGGAGGGCACAGGCUCCAAGAUCCCCGGCUCGGCCGUGCUGGUGUUCGACGUGCUCAUCGUGGACUUCCACAACCCGGCGGACAAGACGGAGGUGACGGUCACGCACAAGCCGGACGUGUGCGAGACGAUGAGCAAGAAGGGCGACUUUGUCAAGUACCACUACAACGCCUCCCUGCUGGACGGCAGCAGCCUGGACUCCACCUACAACUACGAAAAGACCUACAACAUUGUCCUGGGGACCAACCACGUGGUCCCCGGCAUGGAGGAGGGGCUAAUCGGAAUGUGCGUGGGCGAGCGGAGGCACCUGGUUAUCCCUCCUCACCUGGGCUACGGAGAGCGAGGCGUCACCGACGAGGUGCCGGGCAGCGCCGUGCUGGUGUUCGAUGUGGAGCUGGUGGACAUGGAGGAGGGACUCCCCGAGGGCUACAUGUUCAUCUGGAACGACGACGUGUCCGUGGACCUCUUCACGGAGAUGGACAAGGACAAGAACGAGCAGGUGGAGCCUUCUGAGUUCACGGAUUACAUCAUGCGUCAGGUGAGCGAGGGCAAAGGUCGCCUGGCGCCCGGCUUCGACCCUUACCGCAUCAUCGACAACAUGUUCAACAAUCAGGACCGCGACAGCGACGGCAAGAUCACGGCGGCCGAGUUCCGGCUCAAAGCGGACGAAGAGGUCGCCCACGACGAGCUAUGACGAGGUUUCGGGGGACCCGGGUCGGCACCCAUAGGGCGGGGAGGGGCGAGGGUAGCUUUUUAUUUUUUUUUCUUGUGUGCCAAUAGAGAUUUAUUGUCUGCUACUUUGAAGACUGAAGCUCGGUUGAGUCUAAUUAGCGGUCCUUCUUUUCAUGUCUACUAAAGUUCCUAUUGGCCCACAAAGUGCAGGUGACAUAAACCACUGCUGGGCCAGCUGCGUCCUGGUGAGGACAAAACAACGCACACUAACUUACUCCGGUCCUCUUUCAUACUCCAUAGUCCACUCUGCUGCCCUCAGUCUCCUCUUGGAUAAAAUGUCUCUUCAUGAUGCAUUCAAUGCGGCGUGGUUUUCCUAGUUUCCUGAAUAUUGUUUAAGGAACAGCACAUGCUAAUGUUAGCUUUACGCCACAGUCUCCACUCUGCUGCCCUCAGUCUCCUCUUGGAUAAAAUGUCUCUUCAUGAUGCGUUCAAUGCGGCGUGGUUUUCCUAGUUUCCUGAAUAUUGUUUAAGGAACAGCACAUGCUAAUGUUAGCUUUACACCACAGUCUCCACUCUGCUGCCCUCAGUCUCCUCUUGGAUAAAAUGUCUCUUCAUGCUAAGACCGAUGCGUUCAGCGCGGCAUGGCUUCCUUAUUUUCUUGAGUCUUGUUUGAGGAAACACACGCUAAUGUUAGCUUUACGCCACAGUCUCCACUCUGCUGCCCUCAGUCUCCUCUUGGAUAAAAUGUCUCUUCAUGAUGCGUUCAAUGCGGCGUGGUUUUCCUAGUUUCCUGAAUAUUGUUUAAGGAACAGCACAUGCUAAUGCUAGCUUUACACCACAGUCUCCACUCUGCUGCCCUCAGUCUCCUCUUGGAUAAAAUGUCUCUUCAUGCAGAGAAUGAUGCGUUCAGCGCGGCAUGGCUUUCCUAGUUUCCUGAGUCUUGUUUGAGGACACGCACAUGCUAAUGUUAGCUGUACACCACAGUCUCCACUCUGCUGCCCUCAGUCUCCUCUUGGAUAAAAUGUCUCUUCAUGCCGAGAAUGAUGCGUUAAAUGCGGCGUGGUUUUCCUAGUUUCCUGAAUAUUGUUUAAGGAACAGCACGUGCUAAUGUUAGCUUUACACCACAGUCUCCACUCUGCUGCCCUCAGUCUCCUCUUGGAUAAAAUGUAUCUUCAUGCUAAGACCGAUGCGUUCAGCGCGGCAUGGCUUCCUUAUUUUCUUGAGUCUUGUUUGAGGAAACACACACGCUAAUGUUAGCUUUACGCCACAGUCUCCACUCUGCUGCCCUCAGUCUCCUCUUGGAUGAAAUGUCUCUUCAUGCCGAGAAUGAUGCGUUCAAUGGUUUUCCUAGUUUCCUGAAUAUUGUUUAAGGAAAAGCACAUGCUAAUGUUAGCUUUACGCCACAGUUUCCACUCUGCUGCCCUCAGUCUCCUCUUGGAUAAAAUGUCUCUUCACGCUGAGACCGAUGCGUUCAAUGCGGUGUGGUUUUCCUAGUUUCCUGAGUCUUGUUUGAGGAACUGCAGAUGCUAAUGUUAGCGUUACUCCACAGUCUCCACUCUGCUGCCCUCAGUCUCCUCUUGGAUAAAAUGUCUCUUCACGCUGAGACCGAUGCGUUCAGUGCGGCGUGGUUUUCCUAGUUUCCUGAAUAUUGUUUAAGGAAAAGCACAUGCUAAUGUUAGCUUUACGCCACAGUUUCCACUCUGCUGCCCUCAGUCUCCUCUUGGGUAAAAUAUGCCCCCGCAUGCCGAGAAUGAUGCGUUCGAUCGGGCGUGGUUUUCCUAGUUUCCUGAAUAUUGUUUAAGGAACUGCAGAUGCUAAUGUUAGCCUUACACCGCAGUUACCACUCUGCUGCCCUCAGGCUCCUCUUGGUUAAAAUGUGCCCCCGCAUGCCGAGAAUGAUACGUUAAAUGCGGCAUGGUUUUCCUAGUUUCCUGAAUAUUUUUUUAAGCAAAAGCAAAUGCUAAUGUUAGCUUUACGCUGCAGUUUCCACUCUGCUGCCCUCAGUCUCCUCUUGGGUAAAAUAUACCCCUGCAUGCCGAGAAUGAUGCGUUCAAUGCGGUCUGGUUUUCCUAGUUUCCUGAGUAUUGUUUGAGGAACUGCAGAUGCUAAUGUUAGCUUUACGCCACAGUCUCCCCUCUGCUGCCCUCAGUCUCCUCUUGGAUAAAAUGUCUCUUCAUGCCGAGAAUGAUGCGUUAAAUGCGGCGUGGUUUUCCUAGUUUCCUGAGUCUUGUUUGAGGAAAUGCAGAUGCUAAUGUUAGCGUUACUCCACAGUCUCCACUCUGCUGCCCUCAGUCUCUUUUUGGAUAAAAUGUCUCUUCACACUGAGGCCGAUGCGUUCAGUGCGGCGUGGUUUUCCUAGUUUUCUGAAUAUUGUUUGAGGAAUCACACACGCUAAUGUUAGCUUUACUCCACAGUCUCCACUCUGCUGCCCUCAGUCUCCUCUUGGAUAAAAUGUCUCUUCAUACCGAGACCGAUGCGUUCAGUGCGGCGUGGUUUUCCUACUUUCCUGCGAUACUGCGCAGUGGACACACCUUAACUCCGUUUAAGUGCCUUUCCUGGAAAUGCCGUCACCCUGAAUGCAUCAUUUAACGAUAGAAAUCCAACGCUCACCCUGUUGCUGUUUUGGUCCACACGUGCAGGGGUCUAUCAACGAAUUCUGGGCCCUCCUUUUUGGUUGAAACCAGCUCUUUAAAACACGUGUAGACACCUUAAUUAGGUUUUGAGAGAAAAACAUUUAUUUUUAAGAAAGCAAUAUUUUCCCCCAAAAUAUAUCAAAGUGUAAUAUUUGAUGUAAAACCAUUAAAACCUUGAAUAGGUCAAUAAUUCAUAGCAACAUUGAUUUUGAUUCAUUAUUUUUUGAGCAAUGAAAGGUUACAUUUUUUUUUUUAAACAGCCUGCAUGGCAGCUUUGUGUUAUUCGUGAACAUUGCAACUUUUUUCUCGUUACAUUUCACUCGUUUGCUCUUUUAUUCCACUUUGUGUUUUUUUUUAGAUAGUAUUAGUAGAAUUUGCCACAGGCCGCUGAAAAAGGAGGUCCUCGGGCCACAGUUUGAACACCCCUGUUUUAGGCGUUUUUAAAUUUGAUUCAUGCAACCUUAUUAUUACAUAUCGUUGUUAACAUUUAUGAGGUCGUUUUUUUUUAUACCUGACAUAUUGCAGUGAAAUCUCGGAGGCCCCUGCACACGUGGCCCGGCUUUUCAAAGUUCAUCAGGUUUUGAAGAUCCGUUUUUUCAAAACCUGGUCUUCAUGUCUGCUUAUGUCGCGCGGGUAAAUGCGAGUACCAAAGUUGAGGAGGCUUAAUAUGUUCACAUUUUGCAUCCUGGGAGUCCGAGUGAGCAGAUCAAGUGUUUCCUUCUUUUCAGGGUGGAUUCAAAUGCAAACAAAAAAGUCGGAUUUUUGCCUUUUCAAGCAGCAGACAGAACAUGUGCACCAGAGAGCGACUUUUACGAAAUGACUUCCGUAGGUAUUGUUUUUUGUAACAUUUCUUUUCAGGGUUUAUCUCAACCCAAACAAAGUAAAUAACGUGUUUUGUCCGAACAUGAACAAACUCUUAUUUUGUAUUAAAACUGGAAAAACAAAAAAACAA